Pelobates cultripes (western spadefoot toad) is the source of this 2149-nucleotide messenger RNA. NCBI's taxonomy places the organism in Eukaryota, Metazoa, Chordata, Amphibia, Anura, Pelobatidae. The record is from the annotation of a GenBank genome assembly.
AUGAACGAAGGAACGAGAAGAAAAGAAAAUACCAAGGUCCAAUUACACAGCAAGCUCCAGAACAUCAAGCAGAAGGAAGUGAGAUGAUUAUAAACAUAAUUAGAGAAUGAUAAACGAAGAUUGGCAUCAAAGGAAAAAUUGAACUGUUGGACUAUUAGGAUAAAGACUAUAAAAAAAUAAAGAAGAAAAAAAGAGAAACAACACUGGACCCUCUAACUCAACUCAAUAUCUAUCUGAAGCAAAGCAGUCGCUUCUACGGUGAGACAGGAGAACAUUAUCACUCUUUGACAUCAUCAAAGUACCACCUAGAUUCCCAGUAGAGUUCUGCUCCAAUAACAUCCUGCUACCCUCUGGCAUAGGGAUUCCCAAUAUCCUAUCAUUUAAACCAGUUGCAGAACAUUUAAUUCUGCCUCUGCUAUUUCCCUCCAGCUGCUUCACAUUAUACCCUGCUGUUAUCACUUCCCAGAAAAGAGACACAGGGCUGCUCUCGCUCAAACUGCUGUUAAACUCUAAUUCCCAUUAUGUACAGCCAACCAAAGACUGCAUACGUGUAAAGGAUUUUGACUAACGGUUGCAGGGACACAUACGUCUCAUCUUUGCCCUAGAGCAGGUGUGCUCAAAAGGUAGAUCCCCAGAUGUUCUAGAACUACAAAUCCCAUGAUUCUUUGCAUGCCUUUAGAAUAACAAAGCAUCAUGGAAGCUGUAGCUUUAAAACAUCGGGGAAUCUACCUUUUGGGCACCACUGCCCUAGAGCAUAGGAUUUCAGGAUGCAAUAGCAGUACGUUAUCAAGAUUCUCCUAAUUCACAGGUGAUUUGUAGAACAGUACCAUAUGUUUCCACCACUAAUACACUUGUGCUUAUGUGUAACUAAAACUGCACUUGUGUUUGAUUUCCAGCUAGGUAUCUGGAAGCCAAUCCAAGUAGUGGUUCCCAAAGCAGUCAUAUUCUCUAAACAAUUCUGGAUUGAGAUUUUUUUUCUAGUUCUGUUUUAAUGGAGGUUACUGAUAAAGCCUGGACCUUUAGAAGUGCUCGGUGAUCUCUUUGGCUAACAGUGUUCUAGAACACAAAUGGUUAUCUGUCAGCAUUUCAAUUACUGUCAUAUGUGUAAGCCAAGAUAAAACAGGCUUCCUGUGCGUCAUUGGAUUAAUUGUCUAUAGCAGCUCAAGAACCAAAGAGGGCUUUAGAUUAUUUAAUACCAUAAUUAUGUAUAAACUUGAUGUUGUAUGAUAGUACCGUUUGGCGAUUUAUCAAAGCAAAAGCAAAUGCUACACUGGGGCAAAGUGCUAAAUAAGAAGCAGUUGCCAUGGAAACCAAUAUAAUCUUUGUCAACAUUCAACAAAGGCACCUAAAAUAGCACCGGCUUUGCCUUGAUAACUCUCUCCCCAUGUGUUUUAAAUGAACAGCGGACAGAUUUAACUAUACUGCAACACAUGCUUUAUAUAAUGUAUUUGGUGUUUAGAAGUGUUAGUGGGAAGAUUGAGAUUCAUCUAUUUCAUCUUGAAAAUUAAGUUUUCUUUUUAUAUUCUGUAAUUAAAGGAAGGCUUUGAUACUAGUGUUUCCAAGGCAGUAAAAAGGUAACUUGCAAGUUCGGCAAGUAAAAUAAGUAACCACCUGACUUGCUGAUAAUAGACUUUAUAUGUCAGAUGGAUGCUGCAAAGCUUUGACGGUAUUCUCCAUAACAAUUUAUGUAUUGGAUGAGAAUACUGGAUUUUAAACGUCAUCAUUUGAUUUAAUAAAUUGAAUUGGAAUGGGCAAUAUAGUCUGCCAAGUGGUAGCUUAUGACUCCCAGGAGGCAAAGCCAGUCCGUGUCUACAUUUUAUGUAGGGCUGCGCUAGCAUUAAGUUUCUGAAGAUGUAAAAUCCCUAUCAUUUCAGAGAUGUCCCGGGAGCAGAUGGAAGGAGUGGUCCGCACGGUGGAAACCCUUCUUGGAGAAGCAGAGACCCUGAGAGCCCGAUGUCAGCGGCAAAGCGAUGAGGUGCGUCAGCUCUGUGAAGACCUUCGCAAUGAGAACAGAGAGCUCACAGAACGCUUCGGCCAGGCGGAAAAAGAUCUGGUUGAGGUGAAACGCUGUGUCAAUGAGCUGAUGGACACAAAAGUGGCGUUCGAAGUCCGCGAGAGGCAGGUGCGAAAGCUGAGCAAACAGCUGUAA